AUAAGAGGUAUUUUCAUGGGUUUGCCUUGGUAUCAUGUUCAUACCAUCGUAUUAAAUGAUCCCGACCGUUUUCUUUCUGUCCAUAUAAUGCAUACAGCUCUGGUUGCUGGUUGGGCCGGUUCGAUGGCUCUAUAUGAAUUAGCCAUUUUUUAUCCCUCUGACCCUGUUCUUGACCCAAUGUGGAGACAAGGUAUGUUUCUUAUACCCUUUAUGACUCGUUUAGGAAUAACCAAUUCAUGGGGUGGUUGGAGUAUCACAGGAGGGACUAUAACGAAUCCAAGUAUUUGGAGUUACGAAGGUGUAGCCGGGGCACAUAUUGUGUUUUUCGGCUUGUGCUUUUUAGCGGCUAUCUGGCAUUGGGUAUAUUAGGAUCUAGAAAUCUUUUGUGAUGAACGUACAGGAAAACCUUCUUUGGAUUUGUCUAAAAUUUUUGGAAUUCAUUUAUUUCUUUCAGGGGUGGCUUGUUUUGGUUUUGGCGCAUUUCAUGUAACAGGGUUGUAUAGUCCUAGAAUAUGGGUGUCCGAUCCUUAUAGACUAACCGAAAGGGUACAAUCUGUAAAUCCCGCAUGGGGUAUGGAAGGUUUUGAUCCUUUUGUUCCAGGGAGAAUAGCCUCUCAUCAUAUUGCAGCAGGGACAUUGGGCAUAUUAGCAUUCCAUCUUAGUGUCUGUCCACCCCAACGUCUGUACAAAGGAUUACAUAUGGGAAAUAUUGAAACUGUCCUUUCCAGUAGUAUCGCUGCUGUCUUUUUUGCAGCUUUUGUUGUUGCUGGAACUAUGUGGUAUGGUUUGGCAACUAUGCCAAUUGAGUUAUUUGGUCCCACUCAUUAUCAAUGGGAUCAGGGAUACUUCCAGCAAGAAAUAUAUCGAAGAGUUGGUGCUGGGCUAGCCGAAAAUCAAAGUUUAUCAGAAGCUUGGUCUAAAAUUCCUAAAAAAUUAGCCUUUUAUGAUUACAUUGGCAAUAAUCCGGCAAAAGGGGGAUUGUUUAGAGCGGGCUCAAUGAACAAUAGGGAUGGAAUAGCUGUUGGGUGGUUAGGACACCCCAUCUUUAAAGAUAAAGAGGGGCGUGAACUUUUUGUACAUCGUAUGCCUACUUUUUUUGAAACAUUUUUGGUUUUUUUGGUAGAUGGAGACAGAAUUGUUAAAGCCGAUAUUCCUUUUCGAAGGGCGGAAUCAAAAUAUAGUGUCGAACAAGUAGGUGUAACUGUUGAGUUUUAUGGUGGCGAACUCAAUAGAGUCAGUUAUAGUAAUCCUGCUACUGUGAAAAAAUAUGCUAGACGUGCUCAAUUGGGUGAGAUUUUUGAAUUAGAUUGUGCUACUUUGAAAUCUGAUAGUGUUUUUCGUAACAAUCCAAGAGGUUGGUUUACUUUUGGACAUGCUUCGUUUGCUCUACUCUUCUUUUUCGGACACAUUUGGCAUGGUGCUAGAACCUUGUUCAGAGAUGUUUUUGCUGGUAUCGACCUAAAUUUGGAUGCUCAAGUAAAAUUUAGAGCAUUCCAAAAACUUAGAGAUCCAACUACAAGAAGACAAGUAGUCUGAUACAACAUUAUUUUGUUCCUUUUGGACUUUAUUUUCUUUUUGUGAUUGGAAUUUGACAUAGGGAACUGGAUAAAUCUUGAUUUGAAUUGCUACCUUUUCUUUUACUCUUGUUCUUUCUUUUUCUUUAUCCAAGAGACGAUCCCAAAUAAACAGGUAUGAAAGCUAUAAUUGUAAACCAUGAUUAAAUCCAUGGAAGCAUUGGUUUAUACAUUCCUCUUAGUUUUGACUUUAGGAAUUAUUUUUUUUGCUAUCUUUUUUAGAGAACCACCUAAAGUUCCAACUAAAAAGAUGAAAUGAUUUUUCAUUAUCUCAAUUGAAGUAAUGAGC
This is a messenger RNA of Prosopis cineraria, 1863 nucleotides long. Its product is annotated as photosystem II CP47 reaction center protein-like. The record is from RefSeq and is a predicted model, not a curated record. Gene Ontology annotation, cellular component: photosystem II; membrane. Gene Ontology annotation, molecular function: chlorophyll binding. The transcript has a single exon. NCBI's taxonomy places the organism in Eukaryota, Viridiplantae, Streptophyta, Magnoliopsida, Fabales, Fabaceae. Gene Ontology annotation, biological process: photosynthesis; photosynthesis, light reaction; photosynthetic electron transport in photosystem II.